GCAAAGCUAUGCUAGCCUCCUUAGCGAAGCAGCCUGAAAAACAACAGGCUACUUUGCGAAGAAGGCAGCUGCAUGGAUAGCAACAACAACCAGCAGGAUUUCACGCGUGCAAUGAUAUUUUCCUAAACCAUAAUGUACCCGACCCUGAUAAUGCUAGCUGGCUAGCUCGCUAGCUAUCUGCGUCUCUCUAUGUUUGAGUGUCUUCCGGCAGCAGCGGCGGCGGCGGCAGCAGCGGUGCCAUGAACAGUGGACUCCCAGCUUCAGCCGCUCCGCUCGGGGGUGCCGGGAUACCCAGUGUCAAGGUGAAGUUCUGCCGAUACUACGCGAAAGACAAAACGUGCUUUUAUGGAGACGAGUGUCAGUUCCUGCACGAGGAUCCGUCCAUGGCGAGCCUGCCUCUGCACGGCAGCGGCGGCAGUCCCGUCCCGUUGUCUAUGGCCGGGGGUGGCGGGACGCCAGCUGGGUACUCUCUCGGUGGCUCGGCGGCAGCCUGUCCGGGCAGCGGCGGGGCCGGUGUGUCCAAGAAGAGCGAAGCAUUAGGGCCUACAGGCACGUCCCUGGAGGGUCAGCUGUUAACUAUCCCAGGGAUGGAAGGAGCAACCCUGAGCGAUGCCAAUCUGACCAACUCUUACUUCAGCAGCAGUUUUAUUGGUGUCAAUGGGUUUGGCAGCCCAGCAGAUUCUAAAUACUCAAUGAUGCAGCGAAUGACGACCAGCAGCAGCUCUCCCAGUCUACUCAAUGAUGGUGCCAAGAACUUCAGCCACAGCACUCAUGAUCCAGUUAACUCCCCAACAUCGUCAUUAUUCAGUGAUUUUGGUGCUCUUAGCAUUUCCCAAAGGAGAAAGACUCCUAAUCCAGCAGCAAGUGAGUUCAUCCCUAAGGGUGCUCCACGCAUGGCCACGAUGACUCAGUCCAACGUUCAGACCUUCCCCCUGCCACUUUGCCCUCACCCCGGCCUCAGCAGCUCCGCAGCUGCUGGACUUGCUCCAGGCAUGUCUUUGUCUGCGGGUUCGUCUCCUCUCCACUCUCCAAAAAUUACACCUCACACCUCGCCUGCCCCUCGUCGGCGCAGCCACACCCCAAACCCUGCCAACUACAUGGUGCCUACCACCGCAUCUGACCAGGGCACUCACAUUAUCCAAAAGGAGACUGUGGGAGGGACCACCUACUUCUACACAGACAACACCCCAGCACCAAUGGCUGGGAUGGUGUUUCCUACUUACCAUAUUUAUCCCCCCACGGCACCACAUGUGGCUUACAUGCAGCCAAAAGCUAAUGCCCCGUCCUUCUUCAUGGCUGAUGAGCUUCGACAGGAGUUGAUAAACAGACAUCUCAUAACCAUGGCCCAGAUUGACCACUCAGAGAACCCAGAUGUACCGUCUGAGGUGGAUAGCUACCACAGUCUUUUUCCCCUUGAGCCUCUCCUCCCACCAAACCGCAUGCAGAAGACCAGCAACUUUAGCUACAUUACCUCUUGCUACAAGGCUGUCAACACCAAGGAUGACCUGCCUUACUGCCUGAGGAGAAUACAUGCUUUUCGCCUCGUUAACACCAAGUGCAUGAUGCUGGUUGACAUGUGGAAGAAGAUCCAGCACUCAAACUGUGUAACACUGAGGGAGGUCUUCACCACUAAGGCCUUUGGAGACCACUCGUUGGUCUUCUCUUAUGACUUCCAUGCGGGUGCAGAAACGAUGUUCAGCAGACACUUCAAUGAUCCAGCAGCAGAUUCGUAUUUUACCAAGAGGAAAUGGGGACAACACGAGCCUCCCCCACCAAGGCAGCAUGCAGGUCUUCUCCCCGAGUCGCUAAUCUGGGCCUACAUUGUCCAGCUCAGUUCAGCCCUCCGCACCAUUCACACCGCUGGCCUGGCUUGUCGUGUCAUGGACCCUAGCAAGAUUCUCAUUACUGGCAAAACGAGGUUACGGGUGAAUUGUGUUGGUGUGUUUGACGUCUUAACAUUUGAUAACAGUCAGACCAAUCAUCUUGGUCUAAUGCCGCAGUACCAGCAAGCAGACUUGGUGUCUCUGGGGAAGGUGGUGCUUGCACUGGCGUGUAACUCCCUGGCUGGGAUUCAGAGGGAGAACCUGCAGAAGGCCAUGGAGCUGGUGUCCAUCAACUACUCUUCAGACCUCAAGAACCUCAUCCUGUAUCUGCUGACUGAACAGUCACGUCUGCGCAGUGUCAAUGACAUCAUGCCUAUGAUUGGAGCCCGGUUCUACACGCAACUUGAUGCAUCACAGAUGAGGAAUGAUGUUAUUGAGGAGGACCUGGCUAAGGAGGUACAAAAUGGCCGCCUCUUCCGUCUGUUGGCCAAGCUCGGCACCAUCAACGAGAGGCCUGAAUUUCAGAAGGACCCAACAUGGUCGGAGACAGGUGACCGCUACCUGUUGAAGCUUUUCCGAGAUCACCUGUUUCACCAGGUGACCGAAGCUGGGAUGCCCUGGAUUGACCUCAGUCACAUUGUCUCCUGCCUCAACAAAUUGGAUGCAGGCGUUCCUGAAAAGAUCAGCCUUGUCUCCCGAGAUGAGAAGAGCGUCCUGGUUGUGACUUACUCGGACCUGAAGCGCUGUUUCGACAGUACCUUCCAGGAGCUGCAGGCGGCAGCCUCUGGGUCUCUGUAGUGGCCUCGUCAGGCUCGGGGUAGGACUGCCCGGACCUGGAGCAUAUUCUUGCACUACAGCGGAGGACCAGGACCUGACGGAUUUACAUCAGAGUGGUGAAGACCUCAGUCACAUACACUGACCCUGUCCACCAGGAAGACUUUUUCUAAAGUGUAUAUUUUUUAGUUUUCCUAAACCCCGCAGCUGAAAAUCAAAAAAACAAAAGGAAAAAAAAAAGACUAACUGUGACAAAUGAGUAAAGUGACAUUUUUUUAGAUUUGGGGAACAAAACGAAAAACAAACCAUGAGGUUUUGAACUUUUUUCCUGCUUUUAUGGUUUAUUUCUACAGUCGGGGUUUAUUUUUCUGAGAAGGAUGCACUAAGAUUUUAAUUUUUUUGUUUAUUUUUGUUAUUUUUAUGAAUAUGUGUGAGUGGCCUACAGGGUGUACAGAGAGAGCUAAAGUCACACACAUGGACAUAAACACAAAGCAGACUCAGAAUUAAUAAAACAGCAACAACAGAAAAAGUCCAGCUUUUCACUGACUGCAUUUCUCUUCCGGCUGGAGAUCACGCCCCUUUCAUUGUGACGCACUAGGAGAUGGGACACACCACUUAAAGCUUUUGUCAGGGUGACAAAAGGACCGACCACUUGGACGGAUACAGAGGUUCUAACUGGAAUAAAUCAACAGAUCAAUGAUCUUUUACUUCAGGAGAUCAGGCUCAUCAGAAUGAGGUUGGGUGGGAAAACAUACAGGGAUUUAAUCUGGUUCUGUUUUCACUGAGGAAGGGGUGUCUUCUCCUGAUGCCAUCUACCAAGUGUUUGUUACAUAUGCAGAAACCACCUUUUGUGCGACACGAACCACCCGACGACGGGUCAUUUUUGGUUCAGCUGUCCAGCACUUGGCUGUAGCUUGAAUUGGGGUUUAUGUCGAGGUGGUGCCACAGCUGCCUCUUUGUGGAAUGUCCUGAUUUGUAGCCCACCUGUCCUCCCAUGCUCACUGUCCCCUCUUCUGACUCUCUGUUACACUCCCCUCUUCUACCUCCUUUUAUCCCAACCUUCACUUCCCCUCAGGGUGUCUGGACCCCUCUAAUGUUAACAGUGAUGCUUUUUUGUGACUUUUUUUUUCAAGUUGUUUUAUCUCUUUGCUCAGCUGUUGUGCAGGAAUGCAUGAUGGGAGGGGAAAUGGGAGGGCAGUUUAAUUUUUUUGGCUCAGUUUAACUUGUAUUAUUCUGUGGACCAAUUUCAGCAGGGGCAGUAGGUGUGGGGCAAUAGGGAAUGGGAACAGGGCACCAAAAAUGAUGUUUUAAUUGACUUUUUAAGAUCAUGGAAAAACAAAUGUGCUGGCGAGAGAGCAGUGGCGCUGGCUGUUGCACUCACCCAGAAGGCUUGGAAAUCUCUCAGGAUGACGCACAGCUGGAGGGACCCAAUGACUGAAUGUGUUUGGCUGUCAUUGGCUAGCCCCAGUCCAGUCUGAUAGAUGAGCUAGAGUGGAGUGGGCAGGACUUCAGAUGGUGGUUUUAGGAAGGUAAUGUUGUUUUGGUGAUCAUUUUGUGAGGGAUUUCAUGUUUCCCUCAAGCACAGCUUAGUACCCUGUUGCCCAUUUGAAUCAAAGGUUCUGUCCAAUUAUUUUGCAAACAGAAAAUCGCAAUCCAAGUGGGCCCAAGUGUUUUUCUACACAACACUGUAGGACAGCAAGUCAUAAAUGACUGGAGUGAACUGCAUAAUUAAGUACAGUGUCUUAGCUGAAGGCAAUUUGUUUUCUAGUUUUGUAAACCUUUCAAAGUUGUCAAGAGUCUGUUCUUUCGGGCAACGCACCUGCAGGGAGCUGUCUUUGUUAGAUCAUGUACUACUUCCUCUGUUAUAGUGAGAUGAACAGACAAAAACAUGUACGGUGGAUGUGGUGCUUUUAGAACCCUUACUCAACACACAGACCCCAGUCACUCUGUCAGUGCUCAUAUCACUCUCUUCCACAUCAUGAUGCACACUCCAGGUAAUAUUGGUGAUAAUGUUCUACUCCUGCCCCUACAUCAACAUAAUUACAAUCACCAUCUUAGUAUGUUUUUUGCCCCUCUUGUGUUCAUUGUCUCAAAUUUUGCAAUAUUUGUGUGUACAGCAGUAUUUUAAUAAAGAAUACCAGGACUGA
Betta splendens (Siamese fighting fish) is the source of this 4744-nucleotide messenger RNA. It is a transcript of the gene pan3, whose product is annotated as poly(A) specific ribonuclease subunit PAN3. Gene Ontology annotation, cellular component: PAN complex; P-body. Bases 240 to 2621 code for a protein of 793 amino acids. The record is from RefSeq and is a predicted model, not a curated record. Gene Ontology annotation, biological process: mRNA processing; nuclear-transcribed mRNA poly(A) tail shortening. Lineage: Eukaryota; Metazoa; Chordata; Actinopteri; Anabantiformes; Osphronemidae. The transcript is spliced from 19 exons. Gene Ontology annotation, molecular function: metal ion binding; poly(A) binding.